AUGACGCCUGCCGUCGUGCAGGCCGUCCACGCAUGGCACCGCCUCGCCGACGACCAGCAGCAGCGCGAGCUACCACAACAGCCGGAGCUAGCCGCGCCCGCACCCGGCGCGCCCAUCUCGCACGCGCAGCUACUGCGCAUCUCUAGCUUCCUCACAACAGCAAAAAGCAGCAGCGACGAGCCCGGCCCCCCCGCCAUCCGGCUCAACGACCUCCUGCGCGGCGCGCGCAUCUACGUCCCCCCACCGCCACCAAAGCCCGAGCCCACGCCCGAAUACAAAGCGCUCAUGGCGCGUCUCCGCGCUUCACAAGAAUCCCUCGCCUACUCCCUCCUCCUCACCCCCCCCACCGCGCACACACCCAGCACGCUCCCGCGCGCGACACCGCACGCGCACUCCCCCGCCACUUUGGCCGCGACGGCCGCCGCGCAAGAAGCCGACGAAGCGACCUACGCCGACGUCAACCGGCAGCUGGCACUCAUUGCCAACGUGCUCAUUUCCAUUGUCGCGUGCAGCGUCGCGCUCUGGAUCGCGGCGCGGCAUUGGAGCGUCCCGCGCCGGCUGGCGCUGAGUAUGGGUGGGAGUAUCCUGGUGGCGGUGGCCGAGGUCGCGAUUUAUGCGGGGUAUAUUCGGAGGGUGAGGGAGGCGAAGGAGGAGGAGAAGGUGCGGGCGGGGAGGGAGCGGAGGGAGGUCGAGAGUGUGUGGGUGAUUGGGAAGGGCGGGGAGACGAGGGCUGUUAAGGAGGGUGAGGGUGGAGAGGCGGUCGAGGUCGUGGGCGGCAGGGAGGUCGCGUCGGGCGUGCAUGUGGAUGCUGCGGGUGAGGAGGCGGUUCGGCGGAGAAAGGGCCCGCAGACGUGA
This is a messenger RNA of Aplosporella prunicola CBS 121167, 855 nucleotides long. RefSeq lists its product as uncharacterized. The record is from RefSeq and is a predicted model, not a curated record. The transcript is spliced from 2 exons. Gene Ontology annotation, biological process: vacuolar proton-transporting V-type ATPase complex assembly. Gene Ontology annotation, cellular component: endomembrane system. Lineage: Eukaryota; Fungi; Ascomycota; Dothideomycetes; Botryosphaeriales; Aplosporellaceae. Bases 1 to 855 code for a protein of 284 amino acids.